AUGGACUGGGGUAGCCGGGUCUUGGAGAUCACAUCAUCUUUUGCAUGGGCGACGAAGCAAGUAGAUCAGCAGGGCAUGCAGCGCUUUGGGCUUCCUAUCAAGCAACCAGCGAGCACGGUGGAUACUGCUUUGGGGUAUACUUGCAGCGACGUUGCCUACUAG
Messenger RNA from Pyrenophora tritici-repentis Pt-1C-BFP, 162 nucleotides. Lineage: Eukaryota; Fungi; Ascomycota; Dothideomycetes; Pleosporales; Pleosporaceae. The record is from RefSeq and is a predicted model, not a curated record.